UCAAAAUGAUCAUGACCAAUGGAAACAUUUGAAGUCAAAGAAUGUGGUUGGAACUGCUGGUGAACUCUACCUAGUAGCUGCGUCUCUGACAGCUUUGCUUUCUGUGGCCCUUGCUCAGCACAGGGGCCAUGUAGCUGAGUGAUGCGUCUGUCCUUGCGACGGGGGGUCAAGUUCCUGCUGGGGGUGUCCUGUGUCUGCAUGGCAGCAUGGGCAUUGUAUUAUGUGCUCAAAUGCCAUGGCUGGCACACCCCUGCCCUACGGGUAUCGAUCGUGGUUAAGGGCAGCAACCAGACUUGGUACCGCUACAGUCAGGACUCGCCGGUGGUGUUUGUGGGUGGGGUGCCCCGCUCUGGCACCACGCUGAUGAGGGCCAUGCUGGACGCCCACCCAGGCAUUCGCUGUGGAGAGGAGACGCGGGUCAUCCCCAGGCUACUGGCUCUGCGUCAUGGUUGGAAGAAGCAGGGCCAGGAACGCUCAGAGCUGGAGGAAGAGGGCGUCACGCAGGAGAUGCUGGACUCUGCCACGCUGGCUUUCCUGCUGGAGGUCAUCGUACGGCAUGGCGACCCUGCACCACUGCUCUGCAAUAAGGAUCCAUUCACCCUGAAGAGCUCCCUUUACCUCUCCAACAUCUUUCCCAAAUCAAAGUUCAUACUCAUGGUUCGAGAUGGCCGAGCUAGCGUGCACUCCAUGAUCUCCAGACGUGUGACCAUAGCUGGCUUUAACCUCUCUAGCUACAGGGACUGCCUUACAAAGUGGAAUAAUGCCAUAGAAGUCAUGCUGUUUCAGUGCACACUGGUCAGAGCUAAACGCUGUCUGGCUGUUCACUACGAGAACCUUGUUCUGCAACCACGAACCACAAUGGAGAAGGUGUUGCAGUUCCUGGAGGUACCAUGGCAUGAGGGGGUGCUUCACCACGAGGAAGCUAUCGGCCAACCCGGAGGAGUUUCCCUGUCUCGAAUUGAGCGCUCGACUGAUCAGGUUAUUAAACCAGUUAAUCUGGAGGCACUGACUCGCUGGGUGGGCCAUAUCCCAGGUGAUCUCCUAGGAGACAUGCAGAAUAUUGCUCCAAUGCUCAGCAGACUGGGUUACGACCCCACCGCCAACCCCCCUGAUUAUGGCCAACCAGAUCCUGAAGUGAUUCAUAAUACAGAGAGGGUGCUAAAGGGAGAUUUCAAACCUCCAGCAAGUUUGAAAAGACAAGAGAGUGUGGUCUGAUUACAUUAAAAUCUUGGAUUGACCCUCCUAUGUACUUUAUAGUGCAUGUUCAGUUAUGCAGACCCUAUGUAAAGUUGUGUAAACUUUAAUUUCAUUCCACCUCUCUGUCUGAUAUGUCCAAAAACUCCAGCACAAGCAGAUGAAAGGAGAAAUACUACAAAUGCCUCCAUCUUGCAUGCAAUAUGUUUUACUUUUUUUUAACCACAAGCUUAAUCCUUAUAUCUAUUGAUGUCACCUGCAGACAUGCAUAAGGCCUGAUGGAAAAUUUGUGUGGCAGAAAAACUGGUCUGAGUUCUCAUAAUCAGAGAUGCAAGGAAGCAAAAAGGUUAUUGAAAAAAGAACUUGUCAGUCGUCAGGAAACCCACAUGGUACAUCGUCUGUAGUGCUUUAUCUAAUGACCAACCAAACAUGAUUCCAGUCUACAAGCUACCAGGUGAAUGAACAAUGAACAAUCCUCAGAAUAUGCCUUGUCUUACUUAAGUCCUGUUGUGAUAUGCUGUUGUGAAGAAUGUAACAAAAAUAAAGGAAUGAUAAAGGAUUGUGCAGAUUUUGACAAAUUGAUUGAUUAAUUUUGAGCCUGCAAAUUAAAAUAAAUGAUUAUUUAUGAUCAGGACAUUUAUUUAUGUCAUUGCCACUAGCUUGCUCAUUAUUAGGGAUCAGAGAUAUUUGUAAAUCUGGUUUGCAACAGUAUAUGUUGUGACAAGUGCUAUAGACAUAAAUUGGACUUUGACUUUGAUAUGAUUAUGCUGUUACCAAAAAUCAAAUGCAGGAAUAAUAUGUGCAAUUAAAAUAAUUUACAUUAA
This is a messenger RNA of Electrophorus electricus (electric eel), 2018 nucleotides long. RefSeq names its product tyrosylprotein sulfotransferase 2 (gene tpst2). Gene Ontology annotation, biological process: peptidyl-tyrosine sulfation. Gene Ontology annotation, cellular component: Golgi apparatus. NCBI's taxonomy places the organism in Eukaryota, Metazoa, Chordata, Actinopteri, Gymnotiformes, Gymnotidae. The record is from RefSeq and is a predicted model, not a curated record. Gene Ontology annotation, molecular function: protein-tyrosine sulfotransferase activity.